Molecule: messenger RNA, 2535 nt
Organism: Exophiala bonariae
Lineage: Eukaryota; Fungi; Ascomycota; Eurotiomycetes; Chaetothyriales; Herpotrichiellaceae
Exons: 5
Coding region: 1-2535 (844 amino acids)
Biological process (GO): mitotic DNA damage checkpoint signaling; protein phosphorylation
Cellular component (GO): cytoplasm; nucleus
Molecular function (GO): ATP binding; protein serine/threonine kinase activity
Source: RefSeq, a predicted model, not a curated record
AUGGCCUCAUCACGCAGUCUGUCGCCCGGCGAUGCGACUCCAGUUGCUGAAUUCCUCCACUUCCUUUCCAAACACCAAUCGCCAGGACUUCGCUUUGGCAGCUCGCUGCAGAAGUGCAUGUUUGUACCACAAGAUGAACUCCAAGCGUAUCUGUCCGGAGCAAGGCUGCAGGCACUGCUAGAGAGCGUCUGCCGACAACGUUUCACUCAGAAAGAUGUGAAUACAGCUGCAGUCCAAUCACGCCGGCGUAUAUUAGCCAUCCUGAUCCUGAUAGGCCGCGGCGAUCUCAUCAAACGUUGUUUCACGGCUCAUGCCCCUAGCGACGAGAACCUGCCCUUCGAGUUGCAACCCUCCCAGUUCUCCUUCGACACCUUUAGGCGCUUUUAUGAGGAACAAUGGGCAUUUUGUGCGCAUUCUUUUCAAGAGGGUGAAAUUGAUUCUCACAUCCUAGAGAACACCAUCUUGCCGAUCUAUGGACUUGAAGAAAAGGAUCUGGGAGGACCGCAACCACUUCUUUCAUGCGGAUACAUCCAUACUACUUCAGUCGACACUCGUUGCGUGCAUGAAUUUGUCAUUAAAACGUAUAAUUUGAAUGGUGACCUCGCCUCAAUCUCUUAUCGGAAUGAGUUGGAAGCACUCAAGACCUUGAGUUUAAACAAGAACGCAAGCAAGUCUAUCGUCAAGUUUUACGGAAGCUUCACUCAACAGGAUUCUCAUCAUGUGAUUCUGGAAUAUGCGGAUCAAGGCACUUUGCGGGACUUUUACCAAAAGUUUAGUCAUCCGAAGAUGGAAAACGAUGUGACCGAUUUCUGGGAGCACUUAUUCAACCUCGCCGUGGGGCUACGUCAAAUCCAUCAUAUCGAGCUCCUUGAAGGCGACCACACUAGUACAUUCCAUGGAGUACAUCAGGAUCUAAGGCCAUCAAACAUUCUGGUCUUUUGCAAAGGGGAGGCUUCCCCAUAUCGCUUUACCUUCAAAAUCGGCAAUUUCAGUCACAGCCACUACGGAUUAAGCGAUGAGGAUAAUAGUAAGAACCAUGGUGGGGUUUCGAUGAGAAUUCGUACAUAUGGGCCUCCAGGCUGUUAUUUGAUCAGACCAGCCUAUCGCGAGGUGGUCCGUGCCCAACGGAAUGGAGAUAUCUGGUCUCUGGCAUGUAUCUUUAGCGAGGCUACUAGCUGGGUAACCGACGGCCCACAGGCUGUCGAGGAAUAUCGAAACCAGCGCAAGCAAGCUCUCAGCCAAGUCCCCGGUUUCAAGGAUGGAGAUUGCUUCCACGAUGGAAGCGAUGUCUUGCCAGAAGUGAAAGCCUGGCAUGCUCACCUCGCGAUGCUUCGCAGAGCCGGCGACUAUGUGACGCCAAAUAUUUGGCACACACUGCUCCAGCAAUGUCUCGAAGUCGAUGAACAACGCCUUCGGGCUUUUCAGCUGUGUAAUAAAACCAUUGAAUUGCUUGGACAGCAGAGAAACAGAGUGUGCCAUGACUACUUCUAUCGUGGUGACGACAACAAUAAAGGCUGGCCACCGGCGGGACGGUUCUGCGGCUCCUCUGGUCCUGCUAUGAUGCGCGCCAAUCAGGAAAAGCCAAGUGAAGAUCUUGAUAGUAUGGGGACAACCGCCUUGGAUGUGCCAAACCCUCCGACGGCGAAGAAGUCCGAGCCAAACUCGAACAACUCUCCUGGUAGUUCUACACUUUCAACACCACCAAACGUAAACCCGGGCAUUGAAUUCGAAAAACCACUAUGUCCAGUCCACCAACAUGGUCCUGCAAUGAGGCUGCCCGAACUGUCCUUCAAAGAAGUCUCAGACUGGAUAUCCCGAAGGAAAAGUUUUACAUUGAAAAAGGAUAAGGAUAAUGAGAAGUUACCGAAUCAUGACUAUCUCAACCGUGUUGCAGGCCGCGACCACAUAUUCUUGAUUGACGAUGCUGUUUCCAUGAAGGACUACUGGCCCGAAGUCGCCAAAGUGUUCAAGGCUCUGUCUUAUCUGACUAAGACGGUGGACGAUGAUAGAAUUAUCGAGGCUCACUUCACGGUCUCUGCAGCAACCCACAAAUCCUCGAAAUCAUCUAUUCUACUGUCUAAAGUCCAAGAACGGGGUUUGCAGCUUGCGGCAACAUCCAAUCCUGAGACUGCUUGCGACAAAAUUCUCCGCGAAUGGAAGAACAAAGUAACCCGCAACAAGUUCAGAAAUCUUGUCGGGCUCAGCAAACCCUCCAUGCCUGGGGUCACUCUUUACAUUCUCACGGACGGAGUUUGGGAAGAUCAAAGCGACCUCAGCAGCUUCAUUCGGGAUGUGGUACGAUUUAUGGAUGAAUAUGAUAUGCCGCGCAAACACAUCGGCAUCCAGUUCAUUCGGUUUGGCAAUAGUACUCGGGGAGCAGAGCGGUUAAGAGUGCUGGACUCCGGCUUGGGCCUGAGGAGAGAUAUUGUCGACACUAUUCCCAGCACUGGCAAUGUAUUCAAGAUUCUUCUUGGGCCCGUGGACCCUACCUUUGAUGACGACGAGUGUACCUGUGGUGGAGAAGCGAAUAUUUAG